AUGCCGGAGCUCAGCGAUUAUGUCAAGUCGAGGGAUUUCACCGGCGCAGUGACGCUGCUAGAGUUCAACCGGCGGUCGGGAGAAGACGAAACCCUCGAAGACACCCUCAUGUGGCUGGGGUACUGCGCCUUUCAUCUCGGGAAUUACCAACGAGCCAUCGAAGCCUACCAGGAGCUGGAAUCGCUUGGUGGGGCGGACGAGGUGACCUUGUUUCUGGCAUGUUGCUACUACUACAUGCAGAUGUUCGACAAGGCGGAGGAGGCUGCAAAAAAGGGCCCCGAGUGCGCCCUGAAGAAUCGUCUGCUGUUCCACGUGUCGCACAAGCUGCUCGACGAGAACAAGCUCAUGACGUACCACCAGAAGCUCAGUGACACCAACGAAGACCAGCUGUCUCUCGCGGCGAUCCACUACCUGAGGAGCCACUUCCAGGAGGCAACGGACAUCUACAAACGCCUCCUAUUAGAGAACCGGGACGACCUCGCGUUAAACGUGUACGUGGCCAUGUGCUACUACAAGCUGGACUACUACGACGUGUCUCUGGAGAUCCUCGCCGUGUACCUCCAGGCUUUCCCGGACAGCGCCGUCGCCAUGAACCUCAAAGCCUGCAACGUUUUCCGCCUGUACAACGGAAAGGCGGCGGAGACGGAGCUAAAGACCCUCUCCGACCGAGGACACAACCUACAGGCAUGCGAAUGAUUUGAUCCGCCACAAUACGGUGGUGUUCUCCGAAGGCAAGGAGUCUCUCAAGGUUCUUCCCCCUCUCGUCGACUUCAUCCCGGAAGCGAGGCUCAACUUGGUGAUCUACUAUUUGAAACACGAAGGGCUGCAAGAGGCGUACGACCUG
This is a messenger RNA of Ectocarpus sp. CCAP 1310/34, 844 nucleotides long. Lineage: Eukaryota; Phaeophyceae; Ectocarpales; Ectocarpaceae. The record is from the annotation of a GenBank genome assembly.